This is a messenger RNA of Copidosoma floridanum, 5065 nucleotides long. It is a transcript of the gene Set1, whose product is annotated as SET domain containing 1. Gene Ontology annotation, cellular component: Set1C/COMPASS complex. The record is from RefSeq and is a predicted model, not a curated record. Gene Ontology annotation, molecular function: histone H3K4 methyltransferase activity; RNA binding; protein binding. NCBI's taxonomy places the organism in Eukaryota, Metazoa, Arthropoda, Insecta, Hymenoptera, Encyrtidae.
GAACGGACGAGUGAUGCCAUGCUUGCUACUUGCUAUUUGUUUACGAUAGAGUGAGAGAGAGAGAGAGUGGUGUAAAACGCGCGUGCGUGUGUGUCCGCUGAAUGAGUACACUACUUAUUUGUUUUGUUCGUAUAUAUACUCAGCAUACGUAAAAAACUAGUUUACAAUUAUUCAGGUUCUCUAGUUAAUUUUUUAAACCCUAUUCAGAAAAGAGUAAAAUGUGCGAAAAACAUUUAAGCCCGCGUCGAGCACCAAAAUAGCUUCCUGCAAUUUUGUAGUGCACGCAUACUUAUCACGCAUUUCGCGAGAGCGACACACACACACACGACGCGUCAGUUCGCACUUCGCAGUACAGGCACCACCACCACCCCUCCCCCCUCUCCGUGUAAGUGUAUAUUGUGUGGUGAGCUGCUAUUUAUGGUCGUUGAAAAAGUUUUGGAAAAACAAGACCGAAUUUACGUUGAAGCAAGUCCUGAAAUUUGGAAACUUGAGGAUUAUGUAGACCCGAAGGAAAUCGAUUAAAGUCCAAGUGAUGUCGAGGUUUAUCUGUACCCUCGUAUCGUAUAGGUUAUGUUGCUGCUUCGUUCGUAGAGGAGAAGUCUAAACACUCGAUAGCUUGAGAAAAACUUGGUCAACGUCAAAGACAUCAGUUACUUUGAGAGACCAGUCGGUACUAGAGGUAGUGGCCUCAAUGAAACUCGCGGCUUUGAAGUGCUUCCCCGAGCAAGUGGUAGUAGCAGCAUCGGCAGUUGGGAGAGGAAAAAACUAUACUACCAGCACGCUUGAAUCCACGUCAACUGAUGUACGAGAAGUGCGAGUCUAUCAUUGCUAUCAUCGGAAUUCGUUGCCGGUAGCGAGCGUCUGCUCCUUUUCGUCAUCGAGUUGAAAAAGAGCUGCGUCUUGUUGCACGAAUGGAUGAUGCGCGCUGGCGAUGAACGGCAUGGAAAGACAUGGACGUGGACACGGCCACUCGCACUCUCAUCACCAUCACCACCAUCAUCACCACCGAUCUUCUUCGUCCUCCUCCUCGUCGUCGCAUCACCACACGCAGGGUGGUUCUAGUGCUGGUAGUAGCUCUUCAGUGGCGCAUCACCAUCACUUGCCACCACCGUCGUCGUCAUCUUACAGCAACAGCAGCUCCCACAAUGUCUCUCACAAUUCUAAUACUGGGCCCCAUCACCAUCGUGAUUAUCACCACUACCAGCAGCAGCACAAUUCAAAGGAGCUGUAUCACCAUCAUCCGAAGGAACUGCAGCACCAUUAUCCCAAAGAUCUACAGCAUUACCAUUCCAAGGAACUGCAGAAUCACCAUCCCAAAGAGCCGCAGCAGCACCACUAUCACCACCAUCCCAAAGAGCUGCAGCCUCCACUGCCCAGCGGAAAGCGCAAUUACGGUCAAUCGCAUUUACAAAAAGAGCCACCUACAGUCGCAGCGACCACUGUUGGUGCUGGCACUACUUCUGGUGGUAGCUCUGCCGGUGCUGCGACCUCCUUGACGCAAAAAUUUAGAAAUUGGAAGCUCCUGGUGGAUCCGUUUCUCAAGAAAGGAGCUACCAAAGUUUAUAGAUACGAUGGUUUUGUUCCCGGUGAUCCCACUUAUCCUGAUAUUCAGGUAAGGGAUCCGCGCUCACAGCUGACUAGAAUAUGGACAAGGGUGGAACAACUUGAUUUGCCAGUACCUAGGUUCAAAAUAGAUUCUAAUUACUGUGGAGAUCCUCCACCGUUGGAAGUGACUUUUUGCCAUUUAAAUGACAAUAUUGACAGGACGUUUCUUUCUGAUAUGGUUCAUAAGUUUGGUCCAACAGAAGAACUUACAAUAUAUUAUCAUCCAGUAACUAGUAAGCAUCUUGGAAUAGCUAGAGCUGUGUUUGAAACUACUAAAGCUUCUAAAGCGUGUGUAGAAAAAUUAAAUAGUACGUCUGUGAUGGGUAAAGUGUUAAAGGUGUUUCUCGAUCCUUUUGGUAAAGAAUGCAACAAACAUUAUCAUGACUUAACACUUGAAAAGAAAGUUGAGAAAAACGUUGAAAAAAAAGCGAAAGAAGAGCCUAAGUCACUGGUCAAUGUUAUUCCACCAACACCACCCAUCAAGACUGAUGUAGAACCGACUAAAAGAACACAAACAACUCCAGUUGUUGAUAAAGCUCCAACUGUAACCGCAGAUGAAAGAGAUGAUUACAGUAGGCAUAAUAAAAAGUCAAAUAUCGACAAAAGUAGGGACUCUUAUGUAGAAAACUCGAGAUUGACAAACAAAGGAAGUUCGUCCUAUAGAGGUGAUUAUCCAACUCCAAGUGUUACAAGUGCUAGUAAUAGUGAUUUAGGUUAUGGCGCAGGAGCCAGUGAUAUAAAUUACCCAGCUGGUUUCGCGCAAAAUUCUACGCCAGUUGGUAAUUACGAGUACUAUUAUGGUAAUUUUCAUCACCACCACCAUCAUCAAGCACAACAAUCGCAUCAUGUACCGCCAAACCAGUCAACCAACUUCAUUGGUGGUAUACCUCCGGGAGUCCCCCCACAACUCCCGACAGCUCCUGGUGUCUGGUGGCCUAAUGCAACCGCGCCGGAUACUCGAGGUGCCAUUUUCCCACCAAACACGUCAUGGCCUCCACCAGCGACCCUUGCACUGCCAGACGCCUCCAUGGUUGUGAUGCCCACACAAUCUGCCAGGGUAACUCCUCUUUCCUCCGCGACCGAGCUUUCCUCCACAAAUGCAAAGCAGGCUUUAGCAUCGAAAAAAAAGGAUCCGGCGUUUGGAACAGCUACUGAGUCUCCAGCAGAUUCUGACACAUCAGCUGUGCACACGCCAACCAAAGAUUUGAGGAAUGAGUCUCCCGAUGAAUCGCGCAAAACUCUAGAUCUCGAUACGAGGAUAGCGAUGCUGCUGAAAGACAAGGCCGGAGGAAUGGCUCCGCCGUUUUUGCAAUUUGGCAGUGACUCGGAAGACGAAAAAAAAUCGAAUGCGGAUGAAGAAAUGUUGUCAGAGCCACCAAGUCCUUUCAUAACUCAUGCAGCCUACGAAGAGUGUUUUCAGAAACAAGUGCAGCGCAACAGAGAUAGGCGUAGGGUGCGUCAGAACAGUCUUAACCAAAUACCAAAGUCGGCAGGUGUUGAUGAGGAUCUUGGUAGCAUUAUCAGUUCCAGCGAGGAUGAAUUCCUUCUGGGCAGCUAUAGUCCUGCUGCUGCUGCUGCUGCUGAUGGUGAAAAAACUAAAGAGUUAGAACCUUCCAAAGAGCAACCUCCUUCAUCAACCUUAGAUGAUGAUAUGUCUCUCAGUCCGUUGAGUUCUGGUGAUGAAAAGAUAGAAGAGUUCAUAACAGUAGAAAAGUGUAUUUCUACCUUCGAUUCGAAGAUUGCAACCCACGAUGCCGCAAAUCAGCUGUACCCAAGUUAUUCGACUAUGGCGCAUCUGUCGCAUUACCCGACUCCUCCAAUAGUCGCAACGACAACAGGACACCAUCAAGUCUACUCUCAGCCACCUCUAAUGCAACAGCCACAACAGCAGUGGCCACGGCCCGGCCCGUAUCCAUAUCCAUACCCGGCCACUGCAGCAGUUGCAGCUUACUUGCCAAAUCAGUAUCAACCAGCUGCAGCCGCUGUAGGUGUACUCCAUGGUGUACCGGCUCCUGGCAUUGGUCUGGGACCACCACCACAAAACAGCGGCUACUAUCAGAAUUUCCAAUCAAGAUUGCAAGCAAUGGCCAACCAAAGCAUUACUAGGGACAAUCCGCAGGGACCUACCAUCAAUGGUGUUCUUACUCGGGUUGUCGACGAAUUAAAGCAAAUUCUGAAGAAAGAUUUCAACAAGAAGAUGGUCGAGAAUACGGCUUUCAAGUUAUUCGAAGUCUGGUGGGAGGAGCGUAAGAAUACGGAAAAGAAGCCUGCUGCUGGCAGUGCUGCUGUUUCCGUGCCAGUAGCUGCUCCAGUUCCUGAGGCUCCACCGCCAGCUCCAACGAUCCCUGUGGCACCAGCUGUCAAAGAAGAGCAAAAGAACAUCACAUCGGUCUUUGAACAGGCGACCACUCCAAUAGGCUUAAAUUACGAUGGUUUUGGUCUGGGAAUCAGGGCUAGCAUGCCAAAAAUGCCGUCCUUCAGACGUAAAAUUAAAGCUCCCAGUCCAGUCGCGGCGCAAGAUGAAGACAGUCGAUUGUCUGCCGAUGGUCGCAUUAGUGAUAACAACAAAGAACCCCUUACCGAGCCUAUUGAUAGUGACAGCGAUAUUGAGUUGGAGGACACUUCUCAGAAAGCUAUUAUCAAGAGGCCGAUCGCAAAUAUUCCCAGCACAUCGCCCUCGUCUUCCUCGACCUCAACAUCGUCUGAUGAAGAUCAGAGUACCUCCAGCAGCAGUAGCAGUAGCACCAGUAGUAGCGAUUCGUCUAGCUCUAGUGAUAGUUCAGAUGAUGAGUCCGAUGAAAAGUUACCAUUGGCAAAAGACAGCCAAAAUCCAGAAAUUCUCAUAGAAUUGGCAAUUUUGCGGUCACUGGAAUGUCGAACGCCUGUGGGUGGUCGUUGUACACCUAUUCCAGAUUUUGAAGUAAUACAAGAUGACUUCCCACUGAUCGAAGACGACGAUGAAGAGACCGACGACGACAUCGAAAUGUGCGAGUACUUUGCCGCCCAAGUUCAAGAGGCAAAGGAGAUAAAGGAUAAAUUGAUGAACAAAGAAAAACUUGAAGCUCUGAAAGUAAGUGAAGCUCUUCCUCUGCCGUCCACAGAAUGGUGUGCACGUACUCCAAAAAAGCAAAAUGGAGCAGCACUGCGAACAAACAGUCUGGGCUCCGGCACGCGGACGCCACCGCUCGAGAGGAAGAGCAAGUUUUCAGCGUUCGGUAGACUCUUCAAGCCGUGGAAGUGGAAACGGAAAAAGAAAUCAGACAAAUUUGAGGCCGCGUCAAGGUCUCUCGAAAGGAAAAUCUCUGUUCGCGCAAACAGAGAUGAGCUUGUACAAAAAGGAAUAUUACUGCCCGAAAGCCCCUCGUCGCCCAUUUCCGAAAACAAGCCAGCCUCAUCUUUUGUAGUCGAAAAAAAGAAAAUAGAUCAAUUUUAUUAUUCUUACUGGCAUCAAAUAGAAUAG